AUGGAACUUGACCUCUUGAACGUCACAGCGAGUGAGCUACAGCGCCUACUAACCGACGGUAAGAUCACCAGCCUCGAUCUCGUCCGCCAAUACCACGCCCAGAUCCUCAAACACAACGACAGACUCAAGGCUAUGAUAUCCAUCUCACCGCUUCCACAUCUGGAGAAGAUUGCGGCUAAGCUGGAUGAGGAAAGACGGAGGGGGGUUGUGAGGGGUGGGAUGCAUGGGGUUCCGUUUAUUGUCAAAGAUGCCAUGGAUACGUCGAGCGAAUUCCAGCUCGAAUCAACGAAUGCAAUUUGGGAACUGGAAAACCCAUCCGGUUCAUCAACAGGCUCAGCCGUAGCCAUCAGCGCAGGCUUCGCCCCUCUCUCCAUGGGCGCCGACUUCAACGGCUCUCUCACGAAUCCAGCUACUCGUGCUGCGCUGUAUACUAUCCGCACUACACCUGGUAUAGUAUCGGAACACGGAUGCUUCCCGUUUUCGAAGGACAGGGAUAGUGUUGGGCCUAUGGCGAAGAGUGUGGAGGAUCUUGUUGGGUUGCUGAAUGUUGUUGUGGAUGUUGAGCAUCCGGGAGUGCCUGACCAGGGGUAUGGGACUGGGGUUUCGAGGGAGUGGAGGGAUGUUUCUUUUGCUACUUUGGAUCCAGGCCAAAAGAUACGUGAGACAAAUGCGGCUUACGAAAAGAUCGCAAGCCUCGCUAAGCGCGUUGUUGGACCAGUCGACCUGAUUACCGAUGAGGCAUUGGAUGAGAGCAUGAACGACGUCCUAACCAUAAUCAACAACGAUUUCUCCAACCUCUUCGAAGCCUACACAGAUGGUCUGAUCUCACCUAAAGUCAAGACCCUAAAGCAGUUGAUCGACUUCAACGAACGACAUCGCGAGAUCGAGUUACCAGCGCUCCAGCCUUGUGUGGUUGUCUUUUCGACUACUCUCGACACAUCCUCGACAGCUAUGCAGCAACUCAAAGGAGGGAUCCGCGAAUACAGGGCUUUCAAGCGUGAGAUUCUCCAAGAAGCGAAGUCCAACGUAUUCACCUACGAUACCAAACUGAAACAUUUUGUUCAAACAUCGCCUGGAAACUCGACUCCUGAGACGUUCGAGGAAAUAAACUCAUUUCUCGAUAGAAGGGUAGAAGAUUCAGCGCCUCUGACCCAGGACGAUGAUUUAGUUGCCACAGUCAACUUUGUGGAGAUGCCGUUACCGCAUAGAAAAACAUCAUCUUCGCCACUAUCUUAUCAUGGAUUCAGCGCAGAAAACGUCAUCAGAAGCCAUGUCCAAUGUCUGUUGUCCGGAUUCAACCAUACGACAACUACUGGGCGCCUCUGUGAUGAAGACAAACACGAUAUACUGUUCGAGACACCGGUUAGCUCUGUUCCCUACAUACGACUCUCGCUCAACAGGGGAGAGAGCCAAGGUGUUCGAAGACGAUGGCAGGUAAUACUCGCCUAUGACGGAAGGGGCUUUCCUUUUGAAUUGAGCUUUUGGACAUUCGAAAGGCACAUGGAAGGGUACGGUCUUGAACGCGAUCCCAACCCAGAUAUAGCGGACGAACCCUUUCGCGCUUUCGCCAGCGUUCUUCACAAGAUUGUACUCCAUUACGUGCAAGCCGUUGGGAACGACUUGAAGGCAUGCAUGACAGGGAUUCAAGACGUUGAAAAAUCUGUGGAUUCCGAAGAACGCCCAAGCAGCUUGCUUCGUCGACUCAAUGCUAUCAGCCGCGAUGUUAGGGCUGCAAGCCUGAAGGAGAAGUUUGUAUUCAGUAUGGAUGCAGCAAAGUGGGCGGACGCUAUCUUCAAACCGCUAAGAUACAUGGAUGAAAAGGAAAACUUGCUACUGGUAGCUCGAGGGGUAGAGCAGUAUCAUCCAGAUCGUUUGCGAGAAGUUCUUAUAGAUGUUCAUCAGCAUAUCGAGGAUGUUGUUGCGGAAAAGCAGCAAGAAAAACAGGAGCAGCUCCAGGAACAAGAAGAGAAACGAAAGAAAGAUCGAUACAAGCUGCAGAAUGACCAGAAGGCUGAGGAAAAGAUCCGGGCGAGAAGAGAGGGAGAGCUUCUGGAGCAAAGCAUCAGAAUCGCCAAAGAGACGAAACGCGACAGUCGUACUAUGCGUGGUAUAGCUUGGGUCACUAUCGCAUUUCUACCAGCAACAUUCGUGACAUCGUUCUUUGGGAUGAACUUCUUCAACGGUAUCGCGGGAAAAGUCCCGUUCGACGAAGCGAGCCGCAACGUCUGGCUGUUCUUCGCAAUCGCUAUCCCAGUUAGUGGCAUUGUUCUCUUGAUAUUCUAUUUGUGGGACAAGCAAGCAGAAAAGAAAGAUGACGGCAAGCUGCCGUCGGUGGAAGACGGCACCAUGACCGACCAACAAGAUGCUGCAACACAAUGCACAGACAACGACUUCGAAUUGUCAGCACUACCCAGCAGAGUAUCGCACUCCUAA
Alternaria metachromatica is the source of this 2433-nucleotide messenger RNA. RefSeq lists its product as uncharacterized. Gene Ontology annotation, molecular function: metal ion transmembrane transporter activity. Gene Ontology annotation, cellular component: membrane. The transcript is spliced from 6 exons. NCBI's taxonomy places the organism in Eukaryota, Fungi, Ascomycota, Dothideomycetes, Pleosporales, Pleosporaceae. The coding region runs from base 1 to 2433 and encodes 810 amino acids. The record is from RefSeq and is a predicted model, not a curated record. Gene Ontology annotation, biological process: metal ion transport; transmembrane transport.